This is a messenger RNA of Archocentrus centrarchus (flier cichlid), 1426 nucleotides long. It is a transcript of the gene psmd6, whose product is annotated as proteasome 26S subunit, non-ATPase 6. Gene Ontology annotation, molecular function: protein binding. Bases 140 to 1309 code for a protein of 389 amino acids. Gene Ontology annotation, cellular component: proteasome regulatory particle. The record is from RefSeq and is a predicted model, not a curated record. The transcript is spliced from 8 exons. Gene Ontology annotation, biological process: proteasome-mediated ubiquitin-dependent protein catabolic process. NCBI's taxonomy places the organism in Eukaryota, Metazoa, Chordata, Actinopteri, Cichliformes, Cichlidae.
ACAGCCGAUCCGGCGGAAACGGCAGAGUCCAGUGUUUUCCGUAGUCAUCGUUCACUAGCCCGUGUAGGCGAGCAGUAGGCUUUGUCUACUCAAAGAAAAGCUUGAGUUUGUUAAUUUGUUUACACAAGUGUGGUUGAAAAUGCCGUUAGAGAAUCUAGAGGAAGAGGGUCUUCCCAAGAACCCCGACCUGAGGAUAGCACAGCUGAAGUUCCUGCUCACCAUGGACGGUCACCGACAAGAUGCUAAAGUGAAGACCGAGCUCAUGGACGCUAUCAAAGCUAACAAUAUGGCGCCGUAUUAUGAGAGUCUGUGUAAGGAGCUGAAGUGGCAGCUGGACAGUGACCUGCUGAGUAAAAUGAAAAAGGCCAACGAGGAGGAGCUGAAGCGCCUGGAUGAUGUGCUGGAGGAUGCGGAGAAGAACCUGGGAGAGAGUGAGAUACGAGACGCAAUGAUGGCCAAGGCGGAGUAUCUCAUCAGAAUUGGAGAUAAGGAGGGCGCUCUAACAGCAUUCAGGAAGACCUAUGACAAAACAGUGGCUCUGGGUCACAGGCUAGACAUCGUCUUCUAUCUGCUGAGGAUUGGCCUCUUUUACAUGGAUAGUGACCUCAUCACACGCAACUCGGAGAAAGCCAAGAGCCUUAUUGAGGAGGGGGGAGACUGGGACAGGAGGAAUCGCCUGAAGGUUUACCAGGGCCUGUACUGCGUGGCCAUCAGGGACUUCAAGCAAGCUGCUGAGCUCUUCCUCGACACAGUCUCCACCUUCACUUCCUACGAACUCAUGGACUACAAGACCUUUGUUACCUACACCGUUUAUGUCUGCAUGAUCGCUCUCAAAAGGCCUGACCUCCGUGAAAAGGUUAUAAAGGGAGCAGAGAUCUUGGAGGUGCUUCACAGUCUGCCCUCUGUCCGCCAGUACCUUUUCUCACUCUACGAGUGCCGUUACUCUGUCUUCUUCCAGUCCCUGGCCAUGGUGGAGCAGGAGAUGAAGAAGGACUGGCUCUUUGCCCCACACUACCGCUACUAUGUGAGAGAGAUGAGGAUUCAGGCCUACAGCCAGCUGCUAGAGUCCUACCGAUCUCUCACCUUGGGCUACAUGGCUGAGGCCUUUGGUGUCAGCACAGAGUUCAUUGACCAGGAACUAUCCCGAUUCAUAGCUGCUGGCCGCCUCCACUGUAAAAUUGAUAAAGUUAAUGAAAUUGUGGAAACCAACAGACCCGAUAGCAAAAACUGGCAGUACCAAGAAACCAUCAAGAAGGGCGACUUGCUGCUCAACAGAGUCCAGAAGUUGUCAAGAGUUAUUAACAUGUAACCACGGAGGCCAUCAUCUUCAUUAACACAAGGGGCUCGUAUUGUUCUUUUGGUAUAGCCAAACCUUUUGUCAAAAUGACUUUUCUGUUGUGUACAUAAUAAAACUUGUUGAACUGUU